Lathyrus oleraceus (garden pea) is the source of this 1905-nucleotide messenger RNA. RefSeq lists its product as uncharacterized. NCBI's taxonomy places the organism in Eukaryota, Viridiplantae, Streptophyta, Magnoliopsida, Fabales, Fabaceae. Gene Ontology annotation, molecular function: ubiquitin protein ligase activity; protein binding. Gene Ontology annotation, biological process: protein ubiquitination. The transcript is spliced from 7 exons. Gene Ontology annotation, cellular component: nucleus. Bases 131 to 1546 code for a protein of 471 amino acids. The record is from RefSeq and is a predicted model, not a curated record.
AUUGUUUUAAUUUUUUUUCAAAAUCCGAACCCAAUUAGAUAAAUAAAUGGAGAUUAGAUAAAUUUAAACGCAAAGCUAAUUCCGAUUCACUUCGUCGUCGCAACCCAAUUUUCCACCGUCUCUGCUAACAAUGGACGGCGAAGAAGAAGAUGAACAAGUGAUAUCUGAAGAAGUUGAAGCCAUGAAAUCCGUUUAUGAAAACGAUUGUACCAUUCUCAAUUCCAUCCCUCCUCACUUCCAUUUAUCCCUCAAACCCAGAACCGCUGAUGUUUCCUCUCACCAGUUUGUAGAAAUUGUUCUUGAGGUACAUGCAACUCCACAGUAUCCAAAAGAACCUCCUUCUGUUGCUAUUGUGGAUUGCAAGGGUUUGGAUCAACAUAGACAAAAGCAUUUAUUGAAUCAUAUUCAAACUAAAGCCAACGAGCUUUCCCCUGGAUUAAUGCUCGUAGCUCUUUGUGAGGAAGCUGUAGAGAAACUCUCAGAUAUGAAUCAUCCUGAUGGUGAUUGUCCAUUGUGCUUAUUCCCAUUGGUGACAGAAGAACACCAAAGUGAAACCUUGCCUUUUAUGAAGUUAAUGUCUUGCUUUCACUGUUUUCACAGUGAAUGUAUCAUUAGAUGGUGGAAUUGGCUUGAGAGUUCUAAACAAACAGGGUCUUCCAAAUCAGAUAAUGCAACGGCUCGCCGUAACAGGGAUAAUCAUGAAAAAUUGGAAGAGGGUGCUGGAAACUGCCCUGUCUGUCGCAAACCUUUUCAUGCCAAAGAUUUGGACCAUGUGCUUGACCUAGUUGGCUCACAUUCUUCCAGAGAGAGUUUGAAUAGUGAAGUCGAUAAUGAGGAAAACAUCCUUCAAUCUGAGGACGAGAUCAUCAGAAAACAAAGGUUUGAAGCCAUCUUAAGUUUACAGAAGGAGAACAAUGGUUUGAUUGAACCGAAAAAAGAUAUAGUAAUAUUGCCUGGUAUGUAUCUUCAACAACCGGUUGCAGUGCCCGACUCCACGUCAACCAAGGAACCUAAUGAGACUGAACAACAACAUGAAAGUGAUCCACCUGCAGUUGGGUCUGGAAAACACGUUAGUGGGACCUCAAAUGGACCUAGUUCUAGUGGGAACAGGAAUUUUGGUGCAAGGAGGCAUAGACCAAGAGGUGAUCAUCAUCAUUCUAGUUCAACUGCAAGACCAAGAGAUGAUAAUCAUCACUCUAGUUCGACUGCAAGACCAAGAGAUGAUCAUCAUCACUCUAGUUCAACUGCAAGACCAAGAGAUGAUCAUCACCACUCUAGUUCAACUGCAAGACCAAGAGAUGAUCAUCAUCACUUUAGUUCGACUGCAAGACCAAGAGAUGAUCAUCAUCACUCUAGUUCAACUGCAAGACCAAGAGAUGAUCAUCAUCACUCUAGUUCAACUGCAAGACCGAGAGGUGAUCAUCAUCAGUCUAGUUCGACUGCAAGACCGAGAGGUGAUCAUCAUCAGUCUAGUUCGACUGUAAGACAUCCAAGAAAACCAGUCCAACAAUGGGUUAGAAGAGAUACUCCUUGCGGUAAGCAAUAGAAGCUAUAUGCUAUCUUUCAUUGCUAUAGAACAUAUCAUAUGAAGGUUCAGAGUGCAAAGAAAUGUACCAAAGGUGUAGGAAAAUAUCACAGGUAGAGAGUAGAGGUAGGGUAUCCUUUCGGAAAAUAUCACAGGUAGAGAGUAGAGGUAGGGUAUCCUUUUGGUUGAAGGAACAGAAAGAAGCAAAAUAAGGAAAAAUUCAUAUUCUUUUUGAAUUUUAUAAUUUUUGUUUUCAUUUGGAAUAUUCCAUGUAAUUUAUUUUUUAAUCAACAAUCAAGUUAUACAUUCUGCAUUUCCUCAAGAUGGCAUUUCCACUAUAAAUGUUGAAGAUUUCAAUUUGAAGUUGGGAAAUUAUCACA